Messenger RNA from Lodderomyces jiufengensis, 258 nucleotides. RefSeq lists its product as uncharacterized. Bases 1 to 258 code for a protein of 85 amino acids. Gene Ontology annotation, molecular function: cysteine-type aminopeptidase activity. Gene Ontology annotation, cellular component: cytoplasm. Gene Ontology annotation, biological process: L-homocysteine catabolic process; proteolysis; response to toxic substance. The transcript has a single exon. The record is from RefSeq and is a predicted model, not a curated record. Lineage: Eukaryota; Fungi; Ascomycota; Pichiomycetes; Serinales; Debaryomycetaceae.
AUGACUCAUGCAAUGGUUAUUACUGCUGUUCAUUUAGAUCCUAUCACUAACAAGCCAAUUAGAUGGAAAAUUGAAAACUCUUGGGGUGAACAAUCUGGUAAAAAAGGUUGGUUUAUGAUGACUGAUGAAUGGUUUAGUGAAUUUGUUUUCCAAAUUGUUACAAAUCGUAAAUAUGUUUCAAAAAAGACUUUUGAUGUUUGGAAAGGUAAACAAUUUAAUACUUUACCUUAUUAUGAUCCAAUGGGUUCAUUAGCUUAA